Molecule: messenger RNA, 3355 nt
Organism: Cryptotermes secundus
Lineage: Eukaryota; Metazoa; Arthropoda; Insecta; Blattodea; Kalotermitidae
Gene: Cdc16
Product: cell division cycle protein 16 homolog
Exons: 12
Coding region: 14-1849 (611 amino acids)
Biological process (GO): cell division
Molecular function (GO): protein binding
Source: RefSeq, a predicted model, not a curated record
UGGAACUUUGAAGAUGGAGGGAGAACGCGAGGAAAAAGUGAAGUCAGAGCAAAUCAUUAAUGUUGAGAAAUAUCGUCGGCUCGUAAAAUCGUAUAUUGAUUUGCACCUGUACAGCGCGGCGUUAUUCUGGGCCGACAAGGUAGUGUCCUUAAGUAAUGGGGAGGCUCGAGAUGUGUACUGGUUAGCACAGUGCAUGUUCCUCAUGAAACAGUACCACCGAGCAGCACAUUUAAUUCGAAGCAGAGGCCUCGAGAAGACACACGUGCUGUGCCAUUACCUUGCUGUUCGCUGUCUGCUUGAAGCACGGGAGCUCUCAGAAGCCCUAGAGGUUCUGACAGAUGCAGAAAAGGAAGGGGUUCUAUUCCCCAACAUGUGCACCAGUUUCGAUUCCAAUGUUCCAGCAGGCUUUGAUGAUAUUACACCUAACUUGACCAGCUCAGUUCUUUUUCUGAAAGGUCGAGUGUAUGAAGCAAUGGAUAACAGGGGGCUGGCCGCAGACUGCUACAAGCAAGCGUUGCGCUCUGAUGUGCACUGUUACGAAGCAUUCGAAGCACUUGUCCAGCAUCAGAUGCUGUCUGCACAGGAAGAACAAGAAUUGCUGGAGUCGUUACCUGCAUCACGCCAGUGUAUCGAUGCAGAAGAGCAGCUGUUGCGAUUGUUGUAUGAGAGCAAACUGAAGAAGUACCAGUCGCCGAGUGAGUCACUGCCACCUCCUCCACCUGCUCUUGCUUCGAAUCUAGAUGUAGCUGUGGCGCAGGCUGAACGCCACUACUACAACUGUAAUUACCAGCAGUGCAGUCGCAUCACUGAGGAAGUCCUGAAGAAGGAUCCCUAUCACAGUGGCUGUCUGCCUGUCCACAUUAGCUGCCUAGUGGAGCUCAAGAAAGUUAAUAAAUUGUUCUAUCUUGCCCACCGGUUGGUAGACCUUCAUCCCGAGAUGGCCAUCGCCUGGUAUGCUGUUGGUUGCUACUAUUAUGUUAUUGGAAAGAGUGACCCAGCGCGAAGGUACCUUAGCAAGUCAACAGCGCUAGACAAACUCUUCUCCCCAGCCUGGCUUGCUUACGGACAUUCUUUUGCGGCAGAAAAUGAACAUGACCAGGCCAUGGCCGCAUACUUCAAAGCUUCACAGCUUAUGAAAGGUUGCCACUUGCCGCUGUUGUACAUUGGACUUGAAUGUGGCUUGACGAACAAUGUGAAGCUUGCAGACAAAUUCUUUCUGCAGUCCCAGAGCAUAGCCCCUCAGGACCCCUUCGUGAUACAUGAGAUGGGAGUAAUCUGCUUCCAGAAUCGUGAUUAUGAAGCUGCAGAACGCCAUUUUUCAGAGGCGCUGUCUCGUCUGCAGGCCAUCAAGGAGCCAGUUCUACCCAACAAGUGGGAACCUCUCUUCAACAACCUCGGUCACACAUAUCGUAAGCUGCAGAAAUAUGAGGACGCUCUUGAAUAUCAUCGCCAGGCUCUUGUCCUUUCGCCUUCCAAUCCAUCAACAUAUUCUGCUAUAGGCUUCAUACAUGCAAUAAUUGGCAACACUGAUGAAGCCGUCGAUGCGUUCCACAAGGCGUUAGGCUUACGGCGAGAUGAUACGUUCAGCACGACGAUGCUGAGUUACGUGAUUGAACAGCUAGCAGAGGAGACGCCCCCAUUUCAAGGUGCGCCGAAACAAAUACCACCAUUUGAUUUCCCAACACCGAUGCCACCAUUAACUGUGGGUAAAACAGAUGUGUCUGCAGUUAACUUGGACUCGGUGACUACACCUGGUUGCAGCGAUACCAUCUUAUCGAAUGGCACACCCCAGUACGAAGUGGAUAUGCAAGAUUCGUCACUUGAGGAAGCACGCCAUGAUGUCACUUGAAACGCUCGUCAUCGUAGGUUACUGUCAUCUCACAGAGGAGGGACAUGAAUGCUUGCUGCUGAUCAGAACUUGAAUGAGGUCUUGAGGUAUGUCUGUGCCCUACAGAGCAAACAGUUUGUAAGGGGCUAGGAGCGGGAGGGCCAAAUCUUGAAAGCUGAGUGAAUAAGGGGAAGUUGGUCACUUACAUGGAAGUUCUGUGUGUGUGUGAACAUGUAGACAGAUUUACUGUGUUGGAUAUGAGGAAUUCGUAAUGACAAAUUGCUUCAUGAGUUGCAAAAUUCAAUAUGACAUUCACUUGCUUCUUCUUGUCCAUUUGCCAUCACAUGUCACAUUUUAUUAUUGCAGUGGAAUGUCAGUUGUGCAUCAUAACUGCAUGUGGGCCCGCAGAAUGUUUUACAGUAAGUCAAACUGUGUGUACCUGGGUAUACAUCAAUCAGUCCCUCUUCCUCGAGAGAUACGUAGUCUUACAAUAAAGUUUGCGGACUCGUCGCAGUAAGAGUGCUGCAAGCCUCGCUACUAAAUAUUGCUGCGGUCACUUUCAAAGUACUGCCCUUGGGAAGGUACGCGCCGAUGCCAGCGCCUAGUCCACCCUUCAAAAUGCCUUCCUUUCAGUAUUUAUUUUAUCUUCAGGAACAGAAAAAAAGUCAUUGGUGGCUAGAUCUGUAGAACAGGGAGAGUGUUCCAGCACAGUUAUUUGUUUACUAGCUUGAAACUCCCUCACAGACAGUGUUCUCUGGUGAGCUCAUGUGGAACCAUUUUUGCACACACUUUCCUCAUGUCAAGGUCUUCAGUUAAGAUUUUCCUAACCGUUUCUGUGUCGAUGUUUGCUUGCUCUGCUGUGCACUUGACAGUCAGCCCACAAUUCUCACCCACAAUUUGAUAAACUUUUGCAAUGUUUUCUUCAGUUUGCUCGUUGCUGACUGUCCUGAUCUCUCUUCAUCAGUGACAUUUUCUCUUCCCUUAGAGAAACGUAUCACCCACUUGCAAACUGCUGUUUUCUUCACAGCCUUAUCCCCGUAAACUUGCACUAACAUCUCUCUGAUUUCGCUUCUGCUCUUGCCAAGUUUAACAAAAAAUUUAGUGUUCAUUUGUUGCUCUAAUUCAAGCUCCAGCAUUCUCGCAGUGGCACAUCAAAACACACUCAGAAAGUGACUGCAACACAGCUGUAAAACACUGGUAUGCCAGUGUCAUCAAAUCAUACUGAGGUUUCUGUCCACUGCUGCCACAACAAGCACAUGGUGGCGAGUUUGCGAACUUUGGGAUGUUGUCAGACCUCGUGAGUUCAUGAAUAGGACUGUAAUUCUCCCAGUUUCAACAUUGAAACAGAUUUUUUUUAUAUUUUUAACACCAAAUCAAAGUUUUCACUAGGUAAGGGUUAUACAGGAUUAUAAAAAAUUGUCAGACUACGUGAAAGACACUGUACAAUUAUGAUAAAAUACAAUUUCUUUAUUAAAACCGUCACAACACAAAUAUAUUAAGGUCAGUGCAUAGUUUGGCUCUGCCAAU